CGAAGAGGUUACUGCGCGGUUUUUGCGAUUUGUUUGGCGAAUUUUACAGGAGUUCGCGUUCCAAAGUGCCCAGUUUUGUGCUGUGAAAAGUGAAAUCCUUGAUUGCUCUUAAUUAUCCUACCGUCGAGUGUCACAGACGGUGCUUCUUGAUCGCUCCAAAUCGUAAGCGUGUGGUUUCGUGUGUUUCGAUUCUCAUCAUCGUCGUCGUCGUCGUCGUUAUCACUACGUCGGGUGUCGCGGUGCUUAGGUGGUGACUCAGUGUUUUCAUACGGCGUUGAUUGCUGGGGUUUCCGCCUUCCGCUUGUUGGUGGGUAGUACGUUGGCGGCAAGCUGCUACUACGCAGCAUGGAUAACGAUAGCGAUCAAAACAACCGGGACCGGUCGCGCCGCGGUGACAGGCGUAGCGGAGCCGGGUCCCGCUUCAGCAACGAUCGCGACCGUAGCCGCGAUCGCGAACGGAGCGAUUGCCGGCGGAUCUACGUAUCGAACGUGCCGUAUGAGUAUCGGUGGCAGGAUUUGAAAGAUCUUUUCCGCAAGGAGGUCGGCGAUGUUUCUUUCGUAGAGCUUUUCCACGAUGAGAACAGUAAACCGAGAGGCUGCGGAAUCGUUGAAUUUGAAAAGCCGGAACAUGUCCAAAUGGCGCUCGAGAAGAUGAACCGAUACGAUAUUAACGGACGCAAUCUGGUCAUCAAGGAGGAUUAUGGCAACGAGCGGGAUAAGUUUGGCCGGGUGGUACCCAAGUCCUUCCGUGGUCCCGAAAACGACAACCGGCGCCGGGAUCGCGAUGACGAUCGAAUGUCUGGACCGUUGCAUGGUGGUGGCAACAGUGGCGGCGGUGGUGGUAUUGGAGGAGGUGGCGUCGGCGGCGGUUCUGGGGGUAGUGGCGGUAUUAUCGGUGGCAGCGGCCUAGGUGGCGUCGGCGUUCUCAGCGGUGGAAACCUCGGUGGCAUUGGUGGAGUUGGUGGUGGAAAUGUUGGAGUAGGAAGCGGUGGUAGUGGUGCAGGAAUUGGUGGUGGAAAUGACUUUCCGCAGGAUUACAAUACGUACGGUCUGAGCGUCAAGUUCUUGGAAGGUUUGGGCAUUCAAGGACCGUUGCAUACGAAGAUCUUCGUCGCGAAUCUUGACUAUAAGGUCGAUGCGAAGAAGCUGAAGCAGGUGUUCAAGAUGGCUGGCAAAAUUCAAAGUCUCGAUCUAUCGGUGGACAAGGAUGGCAACAGCCGCGGCUUUGCCGUCAUCGAGUACGACCACCCAGUCGAGGCAGUGCAGGCGAUCUCGAUGUUCGACCGUCAGAUCCUCUACGAUCGCCGCAUGACCGUCCGGCUGGACCGUUUGACCGAGAAGAGUGAAAUGAAUCGCCUGCCGGAAGGUUUGAAGGGCAUCGGCAUCGGCCUCGGACCGAACGGUGAGCCACUUAAGGAUGUGUCGCGCAAUCUGCCGUCGCUGCAACAACAAAACACCGCUCUGCAGAGCACGGCCAUUCAGAAUGCCACCCCGACACCCGUACAGCCACCAAUGACGGCAAACAAUCUGCUAAACUCCGCCGCUACCAGCGGCCUAUCCGGUCUAAACUCGAACCUAGCUGCCCAGUUAAGUAACGUGGUCGGUCUCUCUAAUCUGACUGGCGGCUUACAAAGCUCGCUGCUUUCGAACGCAGCUGCCGGCCUUUCCAACCUGACUGGUCUAGGUGGGCUCGGGGUUUCGGCGGCUGGCGGUGGUGUUGGGAGCGGCCUGGGUGGUCCAACCGGUGGUGGCCUCGGCGGAGGACUCGGCGGUAGCCUCGGUAACACUCUUUCCAAUGCGCUCAGUGGUCUCGGUGGUGGUGGUGGCGGCGGCGGUGUCGGCAACGAUGGUGGUCUCGGUUCCAGCUUCAAUCAAAGUUACUCGUCCGGGUUCGGCAAUGGUGGAUCGAACCGGGGCAACGACUACGAUAUGGGCUCGUCGAACGUACGCAACUACAGCACUGCACCGAACGACGACUAUGGCCGCAACUAUGGCGGAAUGAACAACGGCAACAACAGGAAAACAUCCGACACGAUCGUCAUCCGCAAUAUGCCAUCGUCCUGGACGUGGCAAACGCUUCGCGACAAGUUCCGCGACGUCGGCGAAGUUAAGUUCGCCGAAAUUCGAGGCCAGGACACGGGUGUUGUACGUUUCGCCAAGGAACGGGAUGCCGAUGUUGCGAUCAAGCUCAUGGAUGGAUCGCGGUUCGAGGGACGUACGGUUGAUGUGUCCUUCUUUUAAUGUGCUGACGAAGAAUUUUACCUACAUACUCUGCCGCCAAUUUAUCCUUUGUGCGUGUCGCAUUCUCACUAGCGCCGAUUCCACCUGCAAUCCUCGGCAGCAGAACGUUUCCGUUCUUACCGCUCUUUCGUUCUACACACGUGAUGAUAAUGACGGUCGAGAUCAAGUAUUUGAGUGUUUGUGUAGCGGGGAAGUGACGUUUGGUUGCGUGGUAACAUGUACGUCGAUUACCAUUGAUAUCCCAAGCUCAGCAGGCACUGUAUUCAACAUUGAGCUGCUUGAUUUUUGUUUUUACUUUUUGGUUCUUUCGCUUUUCCUCUGCAACUAUAUUCGACCAACGUUGAUUCGUUCAAACAUAGCACCGUUGCUCGCAAACUCUUGCGCUCUGUUGCAAUACCCAAUCGUAGUAGUAACCGGGGUUGUGCAGUUGUUCAGUCAUUAGUAAUUCGCUUCGAGCGCUCUGCACCGUUGUUCAUCCGCUGUUCUGAAAUGAGCAUGGAGGGGCUAAUCGUAUCCGCAAAAUGGGGUUUAAUGUUCGUUCGCUCUGAUGUGUGAGGAAAUCGUUUUUUCUCAUUUUGUUUUCCAUUACCAAACGACCAUUUUUAUCAACCGUGUUUAGAGCAAUAGCAGGGAAAUCACAGGAACAACCUUCGUAAUCGGAGUCCUUCGCUUGUUUUUGAAUUUAGGGAAAUGCUGUUUUAGGAAACCUCGAAGCGAUAUUCACAUUUGUCCAUUCACCAGGCUGUUGAGAUACAAUCGAUCGAACGGAGCACCGAAGUAGUAGACUAAUAAGAAACGUAACAGUGUAGACUCGUACCCAGGUUCGAAUCCGUGUUUUUCAACUUCUGGUGUGAUCUGAAAAGAUUUUGUAACCAAAAGGAAUAACAUCGCACCAAAAAACACGGGUUGCUUUCCCUUCUGUCUCUCGAGCUCUACCCCCUCCUCCCCUGCCGGUUAUUAUGGCUCUACCGCGUAUAGACAGCUCUUCUAAUGCCCCUUUAGUGUGUCAUAGUGUGUUUUCUUUGUAGAAAACAUUUUUAAACAUCGUAAGCGUAUAGAAACUAACCAACUAGCGUCGGAACUAAAUAAAUCUUCAGUUUCAAGAAAAAGUACAAACUAUACACAAAAG
This is a messenger RNA of Anopheles darlingi, 3370 nucleotides long. Its product is annotated as myelin expression factor 2-like. Gene Ontology annotation, molecular function: mRNA binding. Lineage: Eukaryota; Metazoa; Arthropoda; Insecta; Diptera; Culicidae. The record is from RefSeq and is a predicted model, not a curated record. The transcript has 6 exons. Gene Ontology annotation, cellular component: cytoplasm; nucleus. The coding region runs from base 346 to 2241 and encodes 631 amino acids.